GUGUGUGUGUGUGUGUGUGUGUGUGUGUGUGUGUGUGUGUGUGUGUGUGUGUGUGUGUGUGUGUAUGGACUCGAUCCACUGCUUUUGAUAUCUGUAAACAGAACAAUAUGAAGGAAAGGAAAGCAGACACAGAUAAAACAAGUUGCCAAAAGGACAGUAACUCGAGACAAGACAAAAGGAGAAUAAAAAGAAGGACGAUGACUCCAGUGCAGACUCAGAGUGUAUCAGCCCUGGACUCAGACUGGGACAGAGACUCAGAGUGUGAGGCGGGGGGGCCGGCCCAGUGGCAGCAGUGGGACUGGGCCUCAGAGCGGGUCCCUGCUGUAUUGAGUCCAACCUACAAGCAGCGCAAUGAGGACUUCAGGAAGCUCUUCAAGCAGCUGCCGGACACUGAACGCCUCAUCGUGGAUUACUCAUGUGCCCUGCAGCGAGACAUCCUCCUGCAGGGACGCCUCUACCUCUCAGAGAACUGGAUUUGUUUCUACAGCAACAUCUUCCGAUGGGAAACUCUGCUGAUGGUGCGACUGAAGGACAUCUGCUCCAUGACCAAGGAGAAGACGGCCCGCCUCAUCCCCAACGCCAUCCAGCUCUGCACCGACAACGACAAGCACUUUUUCAGCUCUUUCGGGGCGAGGGACCGGACGUACAUGAUGAUGUUCAGACUGUGGCAGAACGCUCUCCUGGAGAAGCCUUUAUGUCCCAAAGAGCUGUGGCACUUUGUCCAUCAGUGCUAUGGUAAUGAACUGGGUCUUACCAGUGACGAUGAGGACUAUGUCCCUCCUGAUGAAGACUUCAACACCAUGGGGUACUGUGAGGAGCUUCCUGUGGAGGAGAACAUCGAGCAGAGCCACGACAUCAGCAACAACCUCAGCAAGAACCCCGAGGCCAAGCCCGAUGUGAGCCCCCUCGUGCCUCACAGACCCUUCCCCGAAAUCAGCCCCCCGGAGCUGCCCAGCACGGAGCCCCCAGCCCCUCAGUGUGACCCGGCCCCUGUGGAGGACGUGUCCAGCCCCUUACCUGACGCAGACUUCCUGACCCUUCUCCUGCCCGAGAACCUCGAAAACACCGCCCCUUUGCAGCCGUUGGACCUCAACGAGAACGAGGACCUGCCCACCGAAUUAAGCGACUCAUCCGACACGCAUGAUGAAGGUGAGGUCCAGGCUUUCCACGAGGACCUGGGUGGCCGGCAGUUCAUCAACGAAGUGUACAAGUUUGGUGUGGACAAGAUGUAUGACUUACUCUUCACUGAGUCUGACUUCAUGAGGGACUUUCGGGAGCAGAGGAGGUUCUCAGAUGUGGUGUAUCACACGUGGAGGACAGAGGAGGACGGUAACCAGUCAAAAGAGAUCAUGUACACCAUCGCCCUGAACAAUCCCCUGGCUCCAAAGACAGCCACGGUCACUGAGACACAGACUCUGUACAAGGCCAGCCAGGAGAACGAGUGCUACAUCAUCGAUGCAGAGGUGAUCGCCCACGAUGUUCCCUACCACGACUACUUCUACACCCUCAACCGCUACAUGCUCACCAGAGUAGCCAAGAACAGGUGUCGUCUUAGGGUGUCAACAGAGCUUCGGUACAGGAAGCACCCAUGGGGGCUUGUCAAGGGCUUCAUUGAGAGGAACUUCUGGAGUGGCCUGAAUGAGUACUUCAGACACUUAGAGUUGGCGCUGAGUAAGCUGGAUGUGAUGUUGAUGGAGCCUCACAGACAGUCACCUAAAACCAAGGCUCUGAGGAUGUGUACCAGCCGCCGGAGGAAACGGAUACUAGUCCAUCACCUCAGAACUCCGGGGAACAUGGACAAGGCUUUGAGCCCCGUCAGCACUCCUGAGAAUGAGGAGGACGAAGACAUCCACCUCACCAAACACGUGGCAGGCCAGCCCUUCAGAGGCCACCAGCUGAUCUGUGGUUCCACACAGACCAGACACAUACCUGACUCUCCAGGUGGUUUUGCACUCUACAACUUCUCCAAACUCCUGCUUCUCAUCGGCCUUGUGAUCUCUAUAAGCCUGGUACUGCUGGUGGUUCUCAACGUCAUGCUGUUCUACAAGCUGUGGAUGCUGGAGUACACCACUCAGAGACUCGCUGCAUCGCAGGCACUGAGACCUGAUGAAAGCGAAGCUCCGGACACCCAGCUGGAAUGGAUGCAGCUCACGGACUCCCAGCAGCGCGACGAUGAAGAGGAUCUCCAGAAGUGGAAGGAGAUAAUCAGAUCCUCAGUGGUGCAGCUCGAUAAGAUAAAAGACUCCCUUCUUCAUCUCCAUAAAAGCAUUGGCCUCAAGGACCACCCGCCACACCCUGAGUCUGAAAAAAGGAGAACCCAGAAUAACUGAUCGAUAACGUCAAGGCAUGCGGACAUGAUGUGCAAUAUUCAUCCUACCUUUCUGAGCCCAUGGAGGGAAGGUGGCCUUCAAAAGGCCCUGCUGGGUGUUCAGUCCGAGCUGCACCCCCCACUCAAGUGACCUCAUCAGACCUGCGGGAGAUGAGAUGGGAUUACACACUGCUCUGUCUCCUGAAGAGAGACAACAUCUUUGGCAGGAUUUGUCUGCAGCUUUCCUUCCAUCUUGAUCAUCCACGUUCCUUCUCUCCACACAAUGCUGCAUUAAAACGUUUUGUUUUUUGUUCACAUCCAGACAAAGAUCAGACUGACCCAAAGCAUGCAACUUCUUCUCACUUCCGGUGCUUUGCCAAUUGAGAAUCCAUAUUGGAAUUAUAUAUGCAUUCGCUUUCAGAGGUGCAAAAACACAUAGACAUUUUCCUACCCUUCAAGGAUCUCAAACAGCUGCUGUGUCUCUUUGUUUUAUACCUUGAGAAACAUGAUGAGAGACUUUAACUAAUCCACAGCCUGCAGUAUCAAAGCUACACUGGAAACCUGAUCCUUGAAUUAAAUGUAUUAUAUCAACAGAUUUCACAUAACUGUAUUAGGUUAGUUGAAAGCACUAAUAUUAAGUUUAAAUAACAAAUAUUAGGUUCAACUUAAUAUUAAUAUCUUUCAUCUAACCUAAUAAAGUUAUGUGUGAUCUGUUGACAUACAUUUAAUUCAACGUUUCAGUUUCCUCAGUGUACACGGAAUCAAAAUGUAACCUCAUACAUUUGUGUGUGUUUGUUUGUGUGUGUGUGUGUGCGUGCGUGCGUGCGUGCUUUCGUGCGUGCGUGCGUGCGUGCGUGUGUGUGUGUCAGAUUGUUUGUAGUCAGGGAUAUUUUUACUGGGCAUGCUGGGCAGAUCAGGGCUGGUUCCCUGAGAGCUCAUGCCAUACUUUGUGAUUUUAUUUUAUUUUGUAUGUUUAUGUGACUUUUAUGGCAUGCAGUAUUCCGAGCUGUCGCUGGAGCAUCCCUCUGCUAGCUGAGUGACGUGGUAAUGCAGAGGGUUGCAAGCAGAGAGAAUUCAUGGGAAGAAAGCAGGGACUCUGAGGUCAGCGUGGCACAGCUCCUACUUUCCUAAUGCGUUGCCAAGGAAACAAAGAAAUGUCUUGUUCACAGCCAACCAUUAAUGUCAUUCCAGUGUUUCAAUGAUUUACUCCGACAAAUCUCACUGCUUCAUCACUGCCAAGGCUCACACGUCAACAUGUUAUCCUAUUAAGGAUAGUCACCGUUGUAUAAGCCAUGUCUGGGUGUUGCAUCAAUUCAUAUGUGAUUGUAAAGCAAGGCAAGUUUAUUUAUAUUACACCUUUCAACACAAGGCAAUUCAAAGUGUCAUGUAUUUGCACUGUGGGUCUCAGUCAUGAAGCAGACUGAAUGUGAGAUGCAGUGAAAUGAAAUGUGUUCCAUCCUUCUGCACUGUUCUUUAUUUGCUUCAGUUGUCAUGUAUGCUUGGUGUUUUGAUUGACAAACAUUUCUCAGUGGCAGAGAUGAUCUAUAACAGAAACGAUCUCAAUGAAUCCAGCAACAGGCCCAAAUGUAGUUGUUCAGUUUGAACCACUACGUUUUUUUUUAUAUCAAGGAUACCGGUACUUAGAUAUAAGCUAUAUUCUCUCUCCUUGACUUUGGUUUUGGCUCUAAUUGUUGACCUCCCAGUGGUCUCUGCCUCUGAGGAAUGUUAGUCUAACUCAACAGGACGCUGUUUAUCCUGUCAGUGUUCAUAUUAUUUUGAGAAAAUGUGUUCAUGUCCCAGUUGGAAGACUCGUUUCAGAAAUGUAAUUAGUCACUGCAGCUAUAACAAUUUGUCUGAUGAUAUAUUCAUGAAUUUAUUGAUUAAUCACACCCUUGACCGUGCUGUCUGGGAACAGUGUGUGAUGUCUUGCAAGGCUUCCAUGCCUUCAUUUUUAUAAUACUGGUCCAACCUGUGAAAGUGUUUUAUGACUCAAGGAUGAACACUAAACUCUUCAAAUGUAUGACAAAUAUAAUGGAAAGCAACAUUUACGUUUGGUUUAAAAUAUCAAAUUUGAAGGUUGAUAUACAAGGAAAGCUCGUUCAGAUGCAGUUUGCUUUGUGCAUUAUUGAGUGAUCGAUGGAGAGAAAAUAGCGAACGUAUUAUUUAAAUGUAUUUUUAUAUCAUUGGGGUUUGGUGAAAUGAAAAAAGGGAAAUAGGUGCACCUCAAAACUUCUUUAAUAUUCUACCAUUCUAUGCACUAACACAAUAAUCUUUGCAGCAGCCUUGACAUUAAUAACUAUAGGGAAGUUUUUGCUGGAUAAAGAUUCUUCAAGCCCUUCCACAAAAUAUACUGUAGUACAAAUAUAUCUGUACAUCUACAGUAUGUGGGUUUGUUUCUACAAGAUAAAACAAAACAUAAAUCAGGACCAUCAGCUGCAUAAAAGACGAUCGUUGUUAACAGAUCGAACAGGUAAACUACAAAUAGAGUACAGUUACGGUGUGAAUUCGUUUUGGGCAAAUAUUCAGAUACAAGUGCAAACUUUUAUUUUCAUUUUUGAAUCUUAUGAACCACACAUAAAUGAUGAAUUCCCUAUUUUCUCUCCAUAUCGUUUGACACUGCAAAUGUAAGACUGUUAAAUUAGGAGGUGCAAUUUGAUAACCUUAUUUACUCCAAAGCCAUGUUUAAAACAGUUCAAAUGCAUAUGUUGAGAUGAUGUCAUUUCACUUGAAAUCAUGACUUGUUAAUGGAAUAUCUUGUAAAAUAUCACAAAGUCACGUGGCUCCUCUCCUGUAUACAAUGCAUGGCUAUUCUAUUAAGGCUAGCGAUUAAGAUCAUGUUGAACUCCAUGCAUCAACACUAGAGGUUUCAGUUUAGCACAUGUAAACACUGGAGAUGAGCCUGAAGAGUAGACACCCUGAGGUUUAAUCACCAAGCAUCAGUCACAGUGAGGCCCAUAUGUUAUAUGCGACAAGUCUGUUUGUGCAAUCAACAACAUCAAUGAAAAUGAACCAGCUGACAUCAAAAUGGAACUUAUAAACGAAGAUGGUUUGAUUGGGUAUAUUUCUUAAAGGAGCAGUGCAGCAUUAGGGGGAUCUCUUGGCAGCCAUAUAUUAAAGUAUUCAUGAUCAUGUUUUUUUAAGAGUUUAAUCAUGUGUUUUCUAUGCUCUGUAAUGUUUCUGCUUGCUGUAUGUGGAUCUAGUUGGUUGCACUCUGCAAACUGACCACUAGAUGUCACUAAAACCUACACACUGAACCUUUAGAGUCGAGUUUCCAUGACAUCACAGAAUGCACCCUCAACUUUCAGCACUCCACACACACACACACACACACACACACACACACGCACACACACGCACACACACGCACGCACGCACACGCACGCACAGGCACGCACAGACACGCACAGCUGCAGUAUCUCUUCAUCCUGCCUUCAGUCAUCUCACUUGGUUGUAAAGCGUUGUGUUCUCCUGUGUGUGCUUACAAUAUCUGACCUGUCGUCUGAAACCUAUUUUGAUCUGCAUAUAUGAACAAAAAGUAUUUAUACAGAUAUAAUAAUGCAUAUUGUUGUGUAGAGUUAUAGUACAUAUUAUAAGGACUCAAACUACGCUGGCAGUGGUUUGAGGAUAACAAAAAAGUUAUUUUAAGGGAAAAAAAGUGAUUCAAGACAGAGGAAUGAAUAAAAGUGCAAAACAA
This is a messenger RNA of Notothenia coriiceps (black rockcod), 6002 nucleotides long. It is a transcript of the gene gramd1ba, whose product is annotated as GRAM domain containing 1Ba. Gene Ontology annotation, biological process: intracellular sterol transport. Gene Ontology annotation, cellular component: plasma membrane; endoplasmic reticulum membrane; endoplasmic reticulum-plasma membrane contact site. The coding region runs from base 108 to 2330 and encodes 740 amino acids. The record is from RefSeq and is a predicted model, not a curated record. NCBI's taxonomy places the organism in Eukaryota, Metazoa, Chordata, Actinopteri, Perciformes, Nototheniidae. Gene Ontology annotation, molecular function: cholesterol binding; cholesterol transfer activity. The transcript has 18 exons.